Molecule: messenger RNA, 5202 nt
Organism: Tachysurus fulvidraco (yellow catfish)
Lineage: Eukaryota; Metazoa; Chordata; Actinopteri; Siluriformes; Bagridae
Gene: gsk3ba
Product: glycogen synthase kinase 3 beta, genome duplicate a
Exons: 6
Coding region: 708-1514 (268 amino acids)
Biological process (GO): insulin receptor signaling pathway; negative regulation of canonical Wnt signaling pathway; protein phosphorylation
Cellular component (GO): axon; cytosol; cytoplasm
Molecular function (GO): protein serine/threonine kinase activity; ATP binding
Source: RefSeq, a predicted model, not a curated record
GCGUCCUGUGCGUAAGGUCUGAGUGACACACACACGCACAAAAAAAAAAAAAGAAAAAACCGAGAGCGAGCGAAGAAAAGCACAGAGAAACGGACGGGGUUAAGAAAUAAGAGAGAGAGAGAAAGAGAGAGAGAGAGAGAGGUUCACAGGAGGAUACUUUUUAAUCUUGGGAGUUUUUUAAAAGGACAACGCCGUGUGUAUAUGGAGUUAUGAGCCGUGUGUGUGUGUGAGUGUGUGUGAGUGAGUGUGAGUGAGUGUGUGUGUGCGUGUGAGUGAGUGUGUGAGUGUGAAGGGAUCCGCCAUGGAUCUACUGGAUCUACUGAGCACAUGAAAGGACUCUACUGAUAAUAAUAACACAGGGUUUUUUACAGGCUUUCGGCUUCAGCACACAGAGACAACAAUAAUAAUAAUAAUAAUAAUAAUAAUAAUAAUAAUAAUAAUAAUAAUACUAGACCGGUUUGUUGGAGGCCUUACAUUUGUUUGCAGUUACAUUUCGCCUUGACAACAGUGCUGGAGAUUUGAUGUAAGUCUCUAAAGGAAACAACCCGAGGACAAAAGAGAAAGAACACAAACGUAUUAUUUUUUCUGCUGAAAAGUGAAGAGUUAUUUUUUCAUCACCGUCGUCCAUUUUUUUACUCUGUAAUCCUGUUCUGAGAUUAAAAGUCCAGGCUCCAGGAGGAUCUUUAUCACACACACAGGUUGGAGUCAUGUCAGGUCGUCCCAGGACCACGUCCUUCGCAGAGAGCUGCAAACCCGUGGCUCAGCCUUCAGCCUUCGGCAGCAUGAAAGUCAGCAGAGACAAGGACGGCAGCAAGGUGACUUCAGUGAUGGCGACUCCAGGCCAGGGGCCAGAUCGGCCUCAGGAGGUCAGCUACACGGACACCAAGGUGAUCGGGAACGGCUCGUUCGGCGUCGUAUACCAGGCCAAACUGUGCGAGUCCGGAGAAAUGGUGGCCAUCAAGAAGGUGCUGCAGGACAAGAGGUUUAAGAACCGUGAGCUGCAGAUCAUGAGGAAGCUGGACCAUUGCAACAUCGUCCGCCUCCGAUACUUCUUCUACUCCAGCGGUGACAAGGUUAUAGUAGUUAAUUUAGUUCGAAACCAUAAGAAAUCCCACUGGUCUUGUGUCCAUAUAUUAUGUGUGCUGUUGUGUUUGCAGGUGUUCCGGCCACGCACACCUCCUGAAGCCAUUGCUCUGUGCUCUCGUCUGUUGGAGUACACACCCACGGCUCGGCUCACGCCGCUGGAGGCCUGCGCACACUCCUUCUUUGACGAGCUGAGAGACCCGAACAUCAAACUGCCCAAUGGGAGGGAGAAGCCAUCGCUGUUUAACUUCACCACUCAAGAAUUGUCCAGUAACCCAUCCUUGGCCACCAUCUUGAUUCCUGCUCAUGCACGUAAUCAAGUAGGUGCCUCUACCCCCACCAAUGGCUCCAGCACUACAGAUGCCAACAGUGGAGAACGCGGUCAGACCACCAAUGCAGCCUCUGCCUCCGCCUCCAACACCUCCACCUGAGUGUCCUGGUCAACCAGCCCGGUCCAUCCAGGAGACGCCCCGCCCGUUCCCCGGAUCGGUGGGUGGAGUUUAAACCAUCCAACCACAACAUUUACUGAAACUGCAACAGCCAAACCAUAAUUUCAGUGCUUUCUGCGCUGUUCAAACCGAGCUCCCGGACAGAACCAUGACGGUGAUGAGAGUGAAAGAGAGAGAGAGGGUGAGCUGUGGCACAGGGGGGAGAACUCGCACCAUCAAUCCUGUGGACAAUCUCGUAAUCAAAGCAAUCCAGUAGCCAAAUCCAUUUUCUUCCAUCUUAGUUUAGCGAGCCUGCUGUUCAAAUGGGCUCUCUCUCUCUCUCUCUCUCUCUCUCUCUCUCUCUCUCUUCCACACAAUCAAGUCUUAUACACACAGCAUCUGUCCGUCCACAUCCUCUUCCUCUUCACACCCUCGUCACCUGUAGUGCAUGGCUUGAAUUUGGUCGGGAGCACUCAGUAACUUAAAAAGGUACAGGUAAUCACCAAGAGCAACUGUUUUGUCAUCUGUCAUCAUAUAUAUAUAUAUAUAAUGUACCCGGACUUAACACAGCAAGCGGGCAUGAUUUAGCAGCAAAGCCUAAAACAAUAAAGAAAAGAAAAAUCUCUUGAUGCUCUCUGAAAGAGUUAAGGAAGAGUUUAAAGGAUUUACAUACGAUUGUUUUAUUUGAUUUGAUUUUAUAUUGAAAGGGAAAUUUUAUGGGUCAGGGAGGGGCGGAUAUUUCCGAUCGACACGAGAGACCCGUUCGUCUCCUUUUCUGUGUUUUUGUAUUAUAUAUACAUAUAUAAAUACAUACACAGUUUAUAUAUUUCUUUAUGUUAUGUAAUAUAUGUGUGUAAGUGUUAGCAUAGGGAUAUAAAGCUCCACCCACCUCCGGAUUACAUGUAUUCUGAACCAGCGAAGCUUUAUAUACAGUAUGUACGAUCGGUUCAGAACACUUCAGGGUCGGAGCUUUCACACGGCAGCCGAUCUGCUGCCGACCGAGACCGUACAUAUGUUUAUAUAUACGGAUAUAUGAAAUCCAUACCAGAGUGGGAAUGCCGUAGCUACUAGCUAACGUGCUCCGAGUUUCAGUUCAGAGCUGCAGAAUUCUUUUCUAAUCCCGAGUUUAACAUUCGCUCUUUUCUGUCCGUUUCAGUAGUCCUCAGGUUACUUUGUGUAUUAGUCACACCACGAGUUCUGUCAAACAGCAGGGUUUCUUUUUUUCUUUUCUUUUUUUGACAGAAUAAAACGUGACGCGAUCGUGUUAGGUUCGAGCAAACGGUGCAGGCGUCCCGUGAUUCUACCUUUCUUAAAAUAAAGUCGCCAGGCUGUCGGCCACAAAGCCGGACGUUCAGCACUGUGAACAGGGGAGCUGAGCGUUUCUGGCUUUCUGUCUUUAAAUCGUCGAUGCUGUGUAGGUGUUGUAACCACUACUUGAACAUUCAUUACAUGUUUUGUUUUUUUCUUUCUUUUUUUCCCCCUUUCCAGUUUUAACAUCAUCUUAACUACAGGUAAAACUGUAUAUUUUAACGAGAAUGUCUUAAUACACAAAUGUAACAGUUUAAAAAAGGUGUAAAUACAGUACAGCAUGGUUGCUCCUUGCCAAAUUCUGGCUUGUACAUUUGUUUUUUGUUUUUAUAUAUAUAUAUAUAUAUAUAUAUAUAUAUAUAUAUAUAUAUAUAUAUAUAUAUAUAUAUAUAUAUAUAUAUAUAACAUUUUUUUGUGUGUGUGUUUUAUGGUUUAUGGUAUGUAUAUAUGCUGACCUGAGAACUGUUACCAAGCAAAAAAAAACAAAACAAAAAAAUAAAUAAAUAAAUAAAUUACAAAGAUAACGGUUUUAAAAAAAAGAAUAAAAUCUCAUAAAAUGGUGAAAAAAAACAAACAAAAAAAAAAGAUCAGGGCAAAUCUGAACUGUUUGUUGGAAACUAGAUGGGGAGCUUUCUCCAGCCAUAUAGUUCAAUCUUCUCUGUACAGUACUGUAGGUGCCAGCUAUAUUAUUGUACUGAUAUGUAGUAACUGUAUAGUGUAUCUAGAGUUUGGAGUGCCUUUGCUUCCAUCGAUCCCACCUUAUUCCUCCUCCACCCAAACCUCCUCCUUUACUCACACAGUACUGUAACUCUCUCUGUGACGCUCGGGGUGUGUGCUGCCGGACGCUCGGCUGGCCCGGUCGGUGUUAAAGCUCUUCUGGCCUACCUCUUUAUUUACAUUAUUAACCCUGUCAGUGAUGCCUGUUUCCUGUUUAUAAUACUUUACUGACUCACGAUAGGGUUGGGGAGACGGGUCUAAAGCACCAGAGCCGCAAAAUAAAAUAGUUUUUUUUUAAAUAGUCCGAGGUCAAAAGGACAAAUUCGCUUGUUGAUGCACGGUUUCUCAAAAUUCACUUUAUGAUUUGUAGCAUAAUAAAGGCAGCAUUAACAUGCCUGGAUGCAGCGCUGUAUGGUUUUAACCCUACUCUGAUUCCUGUCAAUCCUCUAACUGUUCAAAUAGUGAAUUUAGAAGAAUACAAGCAAUAAAUUUGGGUAUUUGGGAUUAUUGUUAACUUUUACUGGACAAGUGCUGAUAUUUAUUACAGGAGCAACAGGACACUUCACUGUCUGCAUCAUGCUGCUAGUCUGUUCUCAUGUUACAAUUCCAAUCUGAACAAACCGUUCCUCACGUUAAAACCUCUACUACGCUUGCUACAAGCUGUCAGUCAGUCUCUGCGUCGGCAUGGCAACGCGCAAUCUUUCUGUAACUGUUUGCAUGCAUGGGAAAAAAUACAUAUAUAUUUGACCAUAAUGUGUCUGUCGAUAUCUCAAUAUUAACAACAUAUUUAUAGGACUGUUGUAUUAAAGUAAUAUCACAGUCGCAGUACAGUUGUGAUUAACCUACAGCCGAAUCACACACGACUGUGUGGAUGUUCUCGACAGAAGCAUUCGGGAAGCAUGUGCGGUGUUGCUUGACACCCAGACCUUCUUGUAUUUUAUUUUGAGCCAGUAUUUAUUAGAGUUCAGAUGUCUAGCGUAGGGGUGUGUGUGUGUGUGCAUGUGUGUGUGCGUGUGUGUGUGUGCGUGUGUGUGUGCGUGUGUGUGAGAAGGACGGCCAGGUCUGUCUUCAUCCCUGGGUCACAGUGUUGUCCCUACGGGCAGUAACCCCUCAGCGUACACACUUGUACUUGGCCAGCCGACAGCAGCACUUUAAGGGCAUCACGUAGCACCCACAAUCCUCCAUUCCUCCAGCUCCUCCCAGUGUAAAGCUCGCUUUGUAAAUUAUGCAUACAAAGACAUGUUACUUUCCACAAUCCAUGUGACCACUUCUUGUGAAUAAACUAAAGUCUAAAUAAGAGUAAGGACAGGUUUUAAACGGAAAAGCCAAAAAAAAAAAAAAAAAAAAGUUAGUUAUAUUCAAACAUCACAUACAUCCUUCAACAACAAAAAAAAGUGUUGGUUUAAAGUGAAAAAUAAGGAAGAAAAAAAAAUACAACCUGUAUAACAUUACUACUACUUGAAUGCUUCUGUUUGUGACUGAAUUUUUAUUUUUAUUUUUUAAAUAUAUAUACAUCUUUUUUCUGUUUUUCUGUGAAAGUAUUCUAAAUGUCUCCUUUCUUUGUAAAUAAUGUCCGUUUUGGUCCUCGGUGUGAUCCGGAUUCAGAGAAUAGUUACCUGGUACUGUAAUUUGCAUUAAAUAAAGAGUAGGAUAGCUUGGAAACGAA